CCCGGGCGUCUGACCCAGCACGAGCGGGUUCCCGCCGGAAGCCCGAAGGCCCGUGUGCUGCGGAGCCGUCCCCAGCCCGCGCCCCGCACCCGGCCCGCGGGAUCAUGUGGUACGUCAGCACUCGGGGGAUGGCCCCCCGGGUCGACUUUGAGGGGGCCCUCUUCUCUGGCUAUGCACCUGACGGCGGCCUCUUCAUGCCGGAGGAGAUCCCACACCUGGACAGGGAGACCCUGCGUGCGUGGAGCACGCUCUCCUACCCCGGCUUGGUGAAGGAGCUGUGUGCCCUCUUCAUCGGUCCCGAACUCAUCCCGAGGGAUGACUUACACGAUCUGAUCGACCGGGCCUUCCGCAGAUUCCGUCUCAGAGAGGUGGUCCGUCUGGCCAGGCUGAGGGACGGGCUGAAUGUGUUGGAGCUGUGGCAUGGCGUCACCUAUGCGUUUAAGGACCUGUCCCUGUGCUGCACGGCGCAGUUCCUACAGUACUUCCUGGAGAAGCGGGACAAGCACGUCACCGUGAUUGUGGGAACUUCCGGGGACACAGGGAGUGCUGCCAUUGAGAGUGUCCAAGGGGCAAAGAAUGUGGACAUCAUUGUUCUGUUGCCUAAGGGUCACUGCUCCAAGAUUCAGGAGCUGCAGAUGACGACGGUGCUCAAAGAGAACGUACAUGUGUUUGGAGUGGAGGGGACCAGUGACGAGCUCGAUGAGCCCAUCAAGGCCAUGUUCGCUGACGCCGCUUUCGCGAGGCAGCACAAUCUGAUGAGCCUGAAUUCCAUCAACUGGGCGCGGGUCCUGGUGCAGAUGGCCCACCACUUCUACGCGUACUUCCAGUGUGCAGCCUCCCUGGACACGCACCCUCUGCCGCCCGUGGAGGUGGUCGUGCCCACAGGAGCUGCUGGUAAUGUCACAGCGGGGUGCAUCGCUCAGAAGAUGGGCCUGCCGAUCCGCCUGGUGGUGGCAGUGAACCGCAAUGACAUCAUCCACAGGGCUAUCCAGCAGGGGGACUUCUCUCUGUCUGCGGCUGUCACACCAACCUUGGCAUCGGCUAUGGACAUCCAGGUUCCCUACAACAUGGAGAGGAUCUUCUGGCUGCUCUCUGGCUCUGACAGCCAGGUGACAAGGGCCCUCAUGGAACAGUUUGAAAAGACGCAAGGGCUAAAACUACCCAAGGAACUACACAGCAAGCUUUCAGAAGCUGUGACAUCGGAGUCAGUAUCGGAUGCGGCCAUCACCCAGACCAUGCGCCGCUGCUGGGACGAGAACCGGUACUUGCUGUGCCCUCACUCGGCUGUGGCCGUGAGCUGCCAUUACCGACAGACAGCAGGGCAGCAGCCCAGCGUCCCCCGGUGCUGCCUGGCACCUGCUUCUGCGGCCAAGUUCCCGGAAGCUGUCCUGGCUGCGGGGCUGAGCCCCGAGACUCCCGACGAGAUCCUGGCCCUGGAGCACAAGGAGACGCGCUGCACUGUGAUGCAGAGAGAAGACGACUGGACGCUGAUGCUUCGGGCCACCGUGGAGGACAUCAGCCGGCGGUGGGGGGCCACCCCCUGCCAGCCUCCCAGUAGCCAGCCUGGGGUCGGCCUCCUCAACAUGGACACGACCUUCUCCAUUGAGAGCCAGGGAUCUUGACUCAGCUGGUUUUGCUCUGUUCCCUGGCUGCCCCGUGCGCUAACUGUGGCCGCCCUGUGCCUGGGCACCGGGGAGGCGGUGACCACUGCUGGCCAGGCCUGCAAAGGAACAGCUUGGAGUGCAGGGUCAGCCUGGUCUCCAGGGGCUUCGGACUCCAGACCUGAGAAGCUGGGGGCUGCUCACUACCUCAGUGCAGCCUUGGGGCCUGACAGUCUCUGUACGUGAGUGUAUCCGACCCCAAAGCUGGAUCUGGGAGGCCUGGCACGCCCUGUCCCUGCAAUAGAAGCACCUGGUGGGUGUGAUGGAGAUGAAGUGUGUCCCAUGGGCAGAUCCCUUCCCGGCCGAGCUGCAGGAACAUGAUGGGUGGGUUGCUGGGUGGGGGUGCUGAGGGCUGCGGAGCCUUGAGGGGGCAGCAGGGCAGGCGGGCACAAGUAGCCCUGGGAGUGAUGGUGUCGGCCAGGUCGACACCAGGUCGGCAGACCCAGGAGUGCGCUACAGGGUUCUGAGCCUGUGGGAAUCCAGAGUAGUUUUGGACAAACAACAAAUGUUAAUAAGGCAAGCCUCUGGCCAUGGACCCCGGGUGGGGUAUGGGGGUGGGGUUCCUCUGGAAGGCAUGGGAGGCAGGUGCAGGACAGACGGAUUCUUUGGCCACUAGAGGUCAAUACUGCCUCACUCAGGGCUGCUGUGCCGUGACCCGGUGGGCGUCUGAGGUCCAGAACCCGCUUCCCCAGCCCAGGUCUGAACGCACUGGGCUGACCUCUGUCCGGCACCGCCCCACAGCAGAAUGUGCCGACCCUGCCUCUGUGCGCUGUCCAGGGACUGCCCGCGACUGAGGAAGUCCCCAGGGAAGCGUGGCUUUGCACAAUAGGUGGGAGGCUGGAGCCACAGGGUGGGGGGAGGGUUCCCAGGGGAAUGGCCGUGGCCUUUGCAGGCUGGGCACUUCAUUUCUGAAACGGGCUGCUGGAGACCCGGCCGUUUCCCGUCAGGCACAGUAGGCCCAAUGCUCAGGCUCACCACGCUGUGGGAGGCCCAUGAAAAUGUUCUCGUUUAGUUAUUUUUAAAUGAGGCAAAUUGAGUUUCAUUUAUUUUAGAGGCAGAAACCGCAAUCUCCCUCCCCCAGAUGCCUGCAACAGGCUGAAGCUGGAUCUGGGAGCUCAGGCAGGGCCUCCCACGUGGGUGGCAGGGAUCCUGGGGCUUGAGCCACCACCUGCCGACUGCAGAGUGCGGACUGGAAGCUGGAAUUGGAUGCGAAGCUGGGAUCGGAGUCCAGGCACUCAGCUACGGGACGUGGAGGUCCCAGCCCGCAGCUUUGCUCUGUGCCAGAAGCCUGCCCCUCACUUCUUAUAAAACCGAAAGCAAGCAAUGAAUGCAGACGAAUUGUGUUCACCUUUCUCCCAACACAUUUGCGACAUUUUCAUAGAAGAACAGGCCCCCGGAAGUCCUAAGGUGGCCUCCGUGCCUGGUGAGACUUCCCACGGGUUAGCUCGUCCAGUCCUGGCAGCAGCCUGUGAUUUUACACUUAGGGGAAUGGAGGCUCUGAGAGGGGAGGGGACUUGCUGGGGGCGCAGAGAGGCGGAGACUCACGCCAGGCGUGGCAGCUGCCGGUGUGGCCUGGUUUUCGCCACCCGGCCUCCUGGACAUCCAGCCGCGUGCUUGUGGGGCUCGCUCCUUGGCCCUGCUUCUGAGUCCUUUUCUCUUCUCCUUUUCUCCACUGAAGUGGAUUCGGGGGCUCUGGGGCCUCUGUGAGGCCCCAGGGCAGGGCCAGGGUCCCAGGGAAUCUCCUGCCCUCUGAAUGGUUCUGGAAUGUGCCCAGCCCUGAGAGGCCACCACCCCUGUGAGAGGGCCCAGAACAAGCACAGCACAGAGGGACGGGAACUGAACUGCAGGGUGCACCUGCCGCAGGUUGGGGGAAGUGGGGCAAGCGGAGGAAGACGGGGGAGGGGUGAGGUGUGAAGAAACUCCUGCCCCCGGCUGGCUCCCCAAAGGUUGCGGCUACAACUUCCAGCACCUCCAAACAUAACCACUUGGAAAUAAAAUCUUUAAAAAGGUGGCUAGGGGCUGGCCUGUGAUGCCGGCAUCCCACACGUUCAUCCCAUUUGUUCCAGUCCUGACCGCCCUGCUUCUAAUCCAGCUCCCUGUGAAUGCGCCUGGGAAAACAAUGGAAGAUGAACCAAGUACUUGGGUGCUUGACGACCACUUAGGAGACCUGGAUGGAGUUCCAGGCUCCUGGGUUUGGCCCUAUCUAUUGGAGCCAUUUGGGGACUGAACCAGCAGAUGGAAGAGCCCUUGCUCUCCUUCAAUCAGUCAAUCUUUUUUUUUUUUUUAAUGAUGGUUAAUUUAAAAUGAAGUCUUUAUGGUGAGAUUUAAAUCCAAUAUGACCGGUGACCUUGUAAGAUGUGAGGGGUCUGUGCUCUGGCGUAGUGGGUAAAGCCACUGUCUGCAACACUGGCAUUCCAUAUGGGCGCCCGUUCAAGUCCUGGCUGCUGCACUUCCGAUCCAGCUCUCUGCAUGCCCUGGGAAAGCAGCAGAAGAUGACCCCAAGUCCUUGGGCCCCUUCACUUGCAUGGGAGACCCGGAGGAAGCUCCUGGCUCCUGGCUUCGGAUCAGUGCAGCUCCGGCCAUUGUGGCCAUUUGGGGAGUGAACCAUUGGAUGGAAGACUCCCUCUCUCUCUUUCUCUUUCUCUUUCUCUCU
This is a messenger RNA of Lepus europaeus (European hare), 4314 nucleotides long. RefSeq names its product threonine synthase like 2 (gene THNSL2). The record is from RefSeq and is a predicted model, not a curated record. NCBI's taxonomy places the organism in Eukaryota, Metazoa, Chordata, Mammalia, Lagomorpha, Leporidae. Bases 105 to 1622 code for a protein of 505 amino acids. Gene Ontology annotation, molecular function: pyridoxal phosphate binding. The transcript is spliced from 9 exons. Gene Ontology annotation, biological process: 2-oxobutyrate biosynthetic process; dephosphorylation.